CACUCUAGCCAAGGCCCCAGAGGCCAGUCUCAGCCACCAGAAGCAUGACUCUUCCAGGGCCAGCUCAGCCACCAGAAGCAUGACUCCUCCAGGGCCAGCUCAGCCACCAGAAGCAUGACUCUCCAGGGCCAGCUCAGCCACCAGAAGCAUGACUCUUCCCAGGGCCAGCUCAGCCACCAGAAGCAUGAACUCUCCCAGGGCCAGCUCAGCCACCAGAAGCAUGACUCUUCCCAGGGCCAGCUCAGCCACCAGAAGCAUGACUCUUCCCAGGGCCAGCUCAGCCACCAGAGGACCAGAAGAGACCCAGGGGGCCAGAGGAGAACGGGGGGCACUGAUCAACAUGGAACUUCUUGGGUUGCCUAACAUUGGCAACACUUGCUUCCUUAACGCCACCCUGCAGUGCCUCCUGGUCCUGCCAUCCUUCUCAAAGGAAAUCCUGCACCAGGAACAACUCUGGAGCUCCUCCCCCUUCUCCAACCUGCUCAGGUGUCUGUCUGAUGUGCACCGUUUGAGUCUACCUGACAGUGUGGCAAACCAGGCCUCAAAAGCAGACCUCAUGUGGAAGGUCAAGUACUCCUUGUCGGGAUACGAUUUGAAGUAUCUGGGGGACACGCAACAGGACGCACACGAGUUACUUGUGAACAUGCUGUGCCAGCUGAAGGAGGAGGGCAUGAUACUGAAGACACUCGGGGUGAACUAUACCUGCCCUGUUUCRCAGCUGGAGUUCCAGCUUGUGUCGGUGCGCACAUGUACCAGUGUGCUGGUUCUGCAUCUGAAGAGGUGUAGGACCUGGGGGCUUGGAGAAGCUGGAGGCUCCUCUUUUUUCCUUCGAGCUGAGGCUCUCCACCCUCUUGGGGACAUGUGCCACCCUGCACUGCCAGCCCACAGGCCCUACCAACCAGGCCCCCAAUCCAGGUCCUCCCCAGACCCUCGCCAGCCAAGUCUCCAGCCCACCUGGAAGGCCAAAGAAGCGCCCUCUGCUGUUCAGAUUCAAAUGACCAGGAACCAGGGAAAUGCUCUGUGGACAGCCUCAGUGUGA
Salvelinus sp. IW2-2015 is the source of this 1039-nucleotide messenger RNA. RefSeq names its product ubiquitin carboxyl-terminal hydrolase 37-like. Gene Ontology annotation, biological process: protein deubiquitination. Lineage: Eukaryota; Metazoa; Chordata; Actinopteri; Salmoniformes; Salmonidae. The record is from RefSeq and is a predicted model, not a curated record. Gene Ontology annotation, molecular function: cysteine-type deubiquitinase activity.